Molecule: messenger RNA, 2020 nt
Organism: Jaminaea rosea
Lineage: Eukaryota; Fungi; Basidiomycota; Exobasidiomycetes; Microstromatales
Product: glutamate 5-kinase
Exons: 2
Coding region: 16-1668 (550 amino acids)
Cellular component (GO): cytosol; cytoplasm
Molecular function (GO): RNA binding; ATP binding; glutamate 5-kinase activity
Source: RefSeq, a predicted model, not a curated record
AAGCAACCUAUCAAUAUGGUGACCCCAAACGCAGCGUCGUCGUCGACGGCCGCAGCUUCAGCUUCUGCUCAUAUAGCUGCAGCUCAACAAGCGCACUCAGGCCCCUCGUCGUCGACGAAACCUCUGACGAUUGUCAUUAAACUGGGAACUUCUUCCGUCCUCUCUCUGGACACACUCACUCCAAAGCUCUCCCUCUUGUCUUCCAUCGUCGAGACAUGUCACUCACUACGUCUUCAAGGUCAUCGCGUCGUCAUCGUCUGCAGCGGCGCCAUUGGCAUUGGCCGGAUGAGGAUGGGCAUCCGUGAGAAACCAAAGGGAGUAGGAGAGAGACAGGCCCUUGCUGCUCUCGGCCAAUUGAGGUUAAUGGCCCUCUGGGACAAUCUCUUCCAUCAGGUCGGAAUUGAUGUGGCACAGGUACUGCUGACUAGGAAUGAUAUCGCCGAUCGUCCACGCUACCUAAAUGCCCGUACCACGCUGCAAACCCUCCUCACCACAUAUCACUCGAUCCCCAUCGUCAACGAGAACGACACUGUCUCGACUUCCGAGCUGCGCUUCGGUGACAAUGAUACCCUCUCUGCCAUCACCGCAGGCCUCGUAGAUGCCGACUACCUCUUCCUCUGCACCGACGUUGAUGGUCUCUACACGGGCAAUCCGCGCUCAGAUCCCAAUGCAAGGAGGCUAGGCGUGGUGAGGAGCGUGCAAGAGGCAAGGAGGGCGGUCAGCGUUGAUACGAUGGGGAGCGACUUUGGUACGGGAGGGAUGCAGACCAAGCUCAUUGCUGCCGAGCUGGCUACUGCUGCCGGCGUGGCUACGGUCAUUGUAAACUCACAGAGACCGGAAGAUGUGGCGGACAUUGUGGCAAAGGGGAUACCGGUGAUGACGGAGGAACGAGAAGGAGACAAAUCUUCGAGUCAAGGCGCAAAUGGCCAUCCCGACUCGCUGGCCUCAAGCGUAGCUAGCCUCCUCCCACCUGAGACGGCCUCCCUUGUGGGUCAUCCACCUCUCACAGCGCCAAACCACACGCUCUUCCUCCCAACGCCCUCCCCUCUCCCUUCACGCAAAUGGUCUCUUCUCCACGCCUUGCACCCGUCGGGCAGCAUCGUCAUCGACGAGGGGGCGUACAGGCGGCUAAGCAAGCAUGAGAGCGGUGGGCGACUGCUCCCGGCGGGCGUCGUGGGGAUCAAAGGGCAUUGGGAACGAAUGCAGGCUGUCAGACUCGUUGUCCGACGGGCAAAGGCUAGCGAGGGGGAACAAGGGCAAGGCCACAGUGGCAGCUCGCUGCUGAAGCAAGCGGCACAGAAGUUGUCCCUGGCUGAUGGAGGACCAGAGAAGCCUAGCUCGCUGUCAAGCACCACUCCAUCUGCCAUGCCUACACCUCCCAUCGUCGACGAUCUCACCCAUCCAUCAGCACCUUCCUCAACAGCGGCGACCGCGCCUGCAGCAGCUCCCCCUCUACCGCGCGCUGUCUCCUCCCAAGGCAUCGAGGGAGGCGACGAGGACGGCUGGACCUACACAGAAGUUGGACGCUGCCUAGCCAAUUACACCUCGCUGGAGACGGACGCCAUCCGUGGCCACAAGAGCGGAGAGAUUGCCACCAUCUUGGGUCACGCAGAUAGCGAUUAUGUGACUGAUCAAGUCGCCUUGAGCGUUGUGAUGAACGCGCAAUAAGCAGGGAGCGAGGUGGCGUGGACGGUAUUGGUAUCGAAUAGCAAGGCAGUGCAAAGCGAGAAUACGAAAACGGACUGAAUGUUGUACGAUGGGCCCCUCUGGAGCCUACUCUUGCUCUUCCUCUCCGCCUCCCUCGUGUGCCUCGGCCUCCCCCUCGCGCACUACCUCGACCCCCAAUCUGCCAGCAACCUCCUCCACGCUCUCCCCAACACGAUUUUUCAGUCCCACACACUCCUCAACCGCAGCGCACAGCUCGUCCUUGUACCCUUCGAGGCUCUCCUGUACCAGCUGCACCAAAUGCUUCUGAUGCGCGCGCAAUUCGACGAGGCGAGCCUCGGCCGCUUGCAGCUGC